UUCCCCCCCCCCCCCCUUUUUUUUUUUUUCCUUCUCUUAAUUAAAUCCCGUCGCCAAACUUGUCCUGACCUAUUUGUGCAGGCACCAGAGAGCCGUUCGCUAACGAGCCGCUGUUAAUUAGGAUACGCUGCCGGGCUCCGCUCCCCCCGCGGUGCAACCGAAGGGGCUUUUUUUGGGGGGGGAAAUCCUCAAUUUUGCGAUCCUCAAAUUUGGGAUCUCGAGGGGGGCAGCACCCCUCAAACUCUUGGUUUUUGCCAGCGAAAACCCCAAUUUCCCUUUAUUUUACCCAAUAACGAGGCUGCUGCUUCUUCUCCUGCUGACUUUUUGGGGGAGAAAAACCUCCCUUUUGUUCCUUUUAUUAUUUUUGGGGGGUUGUUUUUGUGUUUUUUGUGGUUUUUUGUUGUUUUUUUUUCUGGGGCCGUGGCAGCGCCCGCUCUGCAGGUCGGGGCUUGCCGGGCUCAGCCCGCUCCGCCUGCUGCGUUCCCUUCGUUAGCAGCUUCAUUAUCAUUCAAAAACCUUGAAUUCUCACCCAUUUUGGAACCAAUUUUGGGUUGGUUUUUUUUUUUUCAGCGCCCCCCAAGUCUCCCCAACACCGCCCCGAGGCCGUAAUUAAGGCUGCCGAGAGCCGUCCCGUGAUCCCGAACCCCGCUGACCCCGACCGCGGGCUGCUGUCGGACCCCCCCCAGCACAUCCCCACGGUAAGGAUGGCCGGGCAGAAGCGCCGGCGCGCGCCGGCGUGAGCGCGGCGGGCAGAGCCACGGGGCAGCGGCGCGCCGGGGACGGCCACCGCCGGGCUUCACCGGCCGGUCACCGGCCCCCGGCGUGGCAACCAUGAGCCCCCCCGCGGCCACGCCACCCCUCGCCGGACGAUGAGCGCCCACCGCCCUCCGCGGCACGACGGCGCCGACGCCGCCGACAGCUGCCCCGCGGCGUUCUGGGCGCAGAAUGGCAGCGUCCCCACCGGUGCCGAGGCCGUCGUCGCCCCCCGGCCGGCGACCGCCGCGCCGCCGGUGCCCAAAAUGGGGGUGCGCGCCCGCAUCGCCGACUGGCCCCCCAAAAGAGAACCCGCUGCCGCCAGCCUGAGCCGAGAAGGGGGCCGGGAUGCGGCGUCCCCGCGGGGCGUCCCCGGCGGGCAGCAGCCGCCCCUCGGCGGCGGCAGCGGCGGCGUUUCGGGGCUCAAAGCCCUGCACCGCCUGGCGCGGCGGCGCUCCAAGGACGUGGAGUUCCAGGAGGGGUGGCCGCGCUCGCCCGGCCGCGCUCUGGUCCCCCUGCGGCACCGCAGCAGCAGCGAGGUGACGCUGAGCGAGUGCGACCCCGAGGAGGCGGCGGAGACGCGGGGGGCCAAGCUGGCGGGGGCCGGGGGGCUCUUCCGCGAGUACGGCAGCACCUCGUCCAUCGACGUGCAGGGGAUCUCGGAGCAGAGCUUCUUCGCCAUGCUCAACGAGUUCCGCAGCGGCGGCAAGACCUCGGCCAGCGCCGCGGCCUCCGCAGAGACCCCCCCGGGACCCUCCCCGGUGGCGGUGGUGGACGGCAGGACGGGGACGCCGCGGGACGAGCCGGCGGCGCAGCCCAAGGAGAAGGCGCGCAGGAAGGGUCCCAAGGGCGACGCCGGGGGCGAAUCCAUCUUCAGGAAGCUGCGGAGCGGCCGAAACGAAGGGGAAGGAGGAGGCGGCGGUGAGGACGCGAGGGCGGCCGAGCCGGGCAAGGCGUGGGUGUGCCGGCGGAGCUUCGCCCACUACGACGUGCAGAGCAUGCUCUUCGACCUCAACGCCGUGGCCGCCAACCGCGCCGUGGUGGCCCAGCGCCGGAACACCACCACGGGAGCUUCGGCGGCUUCGGCCGCCACCGCGCGGCCCGGCGGGCCGGAUCCGGCCUUCGCCAGCACCGAGGACCUCAACGGCAAGGAGAACCUGGAGCACGACGUGGGGGACAACACCAGCAACGAGCUCCUGCUGAGCUGCCCCCAUUUCCGCAACGAGAUCGGCGGCGGGGGCGAGCGCAACGUCAGCUUCUCCAGGGCUUCGGGAGGCUCGGCUGGCGGCGGCCCGGUGGGCGACGGCAGCUUCCCGGAGCCUGGCCUCGACGCCCGGCCCACCAACGCCGGCAUCUCGGUGCUGGAGGUGCCCAAGGAGCUGCAGAGGAACCCCAACCGGCUCAAGCACUACAGCGUCGAGCACGUGGACCUCGGCGCCUGCUACUACCGGGACCAUUUCCACGGCAAAGAGCACUCCAACUACUUCGGGGUGGACGAGAAGCUGGGCCCCGUGGCCGUCAGCAUCAAGCGGGAGAAGCUGGAGGACCACAAGGAGCACGGCCCCCAGUACCAGUACAGGAUCAUCUUCCGGACCAGCGAGCUCAUCACGCUGCGCGGCUCCAUCCUGGAGGACGCCACCCCCACCGCCACCAAGCACGGCACGGUGCGGGGCCUCCCGCUGAAGGACGCGCUGGAGUACGUCGUCCCCGAGCUCAACAUCCACUGCCUGCGCCUGGCCAUGAGCACCCCGAAGGUCACCGAGCAGCUCCUCAAGCUCGACGAGCAGGGGCUCUGCCGGCGGCACAAGGUGGGCAUCCUGUACUGCAAAGCCGGGCAGAGCUCGGAGGAGGAGAUGUACAACAACGAGGACGCGGGGCCGGCCUUCGAGGAGUUCCUCGCGCUGCUGGGGGAGAAGGUUUGCCUCAAGGCCUUCAGCAAGUACGCCGCGCAGCUGGACACCAAGACCGAUUCGACGGGCACCCACUCGCUCUACACCACCUACCAGGACUACGAGAUCAUGUUCCACGUCUCCACCAUGCUGCCCUACACCCCCAACAACCGGCAGCAGGUACCGCCGCGCCAGCUCCGCGGCUCGUCCGGCUGUCCGUCCGUCUGUCACAGCCCCCUUUUUAUUUUUUUUUUGCUUCUCCCCGCCCCCCCCCCCCCCCCCCCCCCUCGCCAGCUGCUGAGGAAGAGGCACAUCGGGAACGACAUCGUGACCAUCAUCUUCCAAGAGCCCGGAGCCUUGCCCUUCACCCCCCAGAACGUCCGAUCGCACUUCCAGCACGUCUUCAUCAUCGUCCGAGCCCACAGCCCUUGCACCGAUAACGUCUGCUAUAGCGUGGCCGUGACCAGGUCCAAAGACGUGCCCCCCUUCGGGCCCCCCAUCCCCACCGGCGUCACCUUCCGCAAGUCCGACGUCUUCCGAGACUUCUUGCUGGCCAAGGUGAUCAACGCGGAGAACGCCGCCCACAAGUCGGACAAGUUCCACACCAUGGCCACGCGCACGCGGCAGGAGUACCUCAAGGACCUGGCCGAGAACUGCGUCACCAACACGCCCAUCGACUCGGCCGGGAAGUUCAACCUCAUCUCCCUGGCCUCCAAGAAGAAGGAGAAGACGAAAGCCCGGGCGGGUGCUGAGCAGCACAGCGCCGGGGCCAUCGCCUGGCGCGUCUCCGCUCAAGACUUCGCCCGUGGAGCCGAGAUUGCUUGCGUCUUGGGCAUCUCCAACGAGUUCGUGGUGCUGCUCGACCUGGCCGCCAAGGAGGUGGUCUUCAACUGCUUCUGCGGGGACGUCAUCGGCUGGACCGCCGACGCCUCCACCCUCAAGAUCUUCUACGGCCGCGGCGACCACAUCUUCAUCCGGGCGGCCGAGGGCGGCCCCGAGGACGUCAAGGAGAUCGUGCAGAGGCUGAAGGUGACGACGGCGGGCUGCGAGACGGUGGACAUGACCCUACGGCGCAACGGGCUGGGCCAGCUGGGCUUCCACGUCAAGUACGACGGCACGGUGGCCGAGGUGGAGGACUACGGCUUCGCCUGGCAGGCCGGCCUGCGGCAGGGCAGCCGCCUGGUGGAGAUCUGCAAGGUGGCCGUGGUGACGCUCAGCCACGACCAGAUGAUCGACCUGCUGCGCACCUCCGUCACCGUCAAGGUGGUCAUCAUCCCGCCCCACGAGGACGGGGCCCCGCGCAGGGGCUGGGCCGAAUCGGUGGAGCUGAGCAGCGCCGAGCCCAAGGGCGAAGCGGAGAGCGGGCGGCCGCCCUACCGCAGCAGCGCUGGCUGGCAGUGGAGCGGCCCGGCGUCCCACAACGCCGCCCCGGCCACCGGUGGCCACGGGCAAGCGCUCGCCAGGGCCACCAAGCAGCCGCCAGUGUCCUACCGCGAGGUGCAGCCCCUGCACGGCAAGAGACCCGUCAGCUUCCCCGAAAGCCCGCACCCCGCCGCGCCAGCGCCGGCCGGAGCCGAGCGGCCGCAGCCGUACCGGCAGCCCUCGGGAAGCUUCUCAACGCCCGGCACCACCACCGCCACCUACGCUCGCUAUAAACCCUCUCCGGAAAGGUACGCGGCCCCACAGCGGGCGCUGCUGCCCUUCGAGCCCCACGGCGGCCACGACGUCCCCUCCAGCGGCGACUCGUCCUCGGGCGGGCUCAGCAGCCACGAGAGCACCAUGGAGAGGCACAAACCCGAGCCCCUGUGGCACGUGCCGGCGCCGUCCAGGCUCGGGGGCAAGCGGGCCGGCAGGCAGGAGGCGGCGGGCAAGGACUCGCCCAGCCGGCACCCGAAGCCCGACGCGCCGUACUCGAGCCACUCGAGCAGCAACACCCUGUCCAGCAACGCCUCCAGCAGCAGCCACAGCGACGAGCGCUGGUUCGACGGCCCCGACCCCCCCGAACCCGACCCGGACCCCCAAAUCUCCAAAGGCGGGGGCUCCAGCGACAGCGGCAUCGACGCCCCCCUCUACGCCCCCGGCCCCAAAUCCACGCGGCCGGCCCCGCAGCGGGACAAAACCCCAAAACCCUACGCCGAGGAGAAGCCGAGGGAGCCGUCGCCCACCGUCCCCAAAGGCUACCAGCGGCCCAAGGGCUGCUUGCCCCCCGCCUCCAGCCCCGACCCCUUCAAACAACCCAGCUCCCGGGGGGGCUACAAAGCGGCCACGGAGCCCCCCCGGCCCCCCGGCGCCCAACCCGGCUCCUUCCAGCUCUCCGCCUCGGUCCCCAAAUCCUUUUUCUCCAAGCAGCCGAGCAGGAGCAAGCACGGCGCGGGCUGGAAGCGAGGCGAAGAGCCCCCGGCGCGCCCCGCCGCCUUCUCGGACCCCAAAAAGCAGGUGGACGCGAGCACCAAGAACGUUUUCGGGCAGCCGCGGCUGCGGGCGUCGCUGCGGGACCUGCGCUCGCCCCGCAAACCCUACAAAUCCACCAUCGAGGACGACCUCAAAAAGCUCAUCAUCAUGGACAGCGCCGCGCCGGAGCCCGAGCGAGCUGCGAAGUCGCCCCAAAAGGGGCUGCAGCGGACGCUGUCGGACGAGAGCCUCUGCGGUGGGCGCCGCGACGGUGCCGCCGCCUCCGAUCCGCCGUCGGCCGCCGCCGUCCUCUUCACCAGCACCUUCCCGUCCAGCACCCUCCCCGGGCGCCGGCAGCACCCGGCGGGCGCCGGCAGCCUCCCGGAGAAGAAAUCCACCAUCUCGGCCUCGGAGCUGGCGCUGGCCGCGCCGCUGCGCAGGAUGGAGCCCGGGCUGAUGCCGCUGCCGGACGCGGCGGCGGGGUUGGAGUGGGCCAGCCUGGUGAACGCCGCCAAAGCCUACGAAGCGAGCCGUCUCCCUCUUCUCCCUCGCCGACCCCGAGCCCCAAAACGCCGCCCCGGAGCGCCCGCCGGCACCGCGCUGCAGCGAGGAGCCCCCCCUGGACCUCCCCGGGAAGGUUUUCCAGCUGGAGGCGAUGCUCAAGCAGCUCCACAGCGACCUGCAGAAGGAGAAGCAGGACAAGGUGGUGCUGCAGGCGGAGGUGGCCACGCUGCGGCAGAACAACCAGCGGCUGCAGGAGGAGUCGCAGACGGCCAGCGAGCAGCUGCGGCGCUUCGCCCGCUUCUUCGGCGCCGUCGACAAGAAGGAGCUCUAAGGGGGGGGGGACGCCCCCCCCCCCCCCCCCCGGCACGGUCCUAUAUAGGGACCGGUCCUAUAUACGGCCCGGAGGAGCCUCACGGGGCUGGGAGCAGCCUUACGGGGCCAGGAGUGCUCUUAUAGGGCCGGGGCGGCUUUAUAGGGCCAGGAGUGUCCGUAUGGGACCAGGAGCUGCUGUAUGGUUUUAUAUAGGGACCGGUCCUAUAUAGGGACCGGAGCAGCCCCCUGGGGUCAGGAGUGCUCUUAUAGGGCCGGGGCGGCUUUAUAGGGCCAGGAGCGCCUUUAUAGGACCAGGAGUGUCCGUAUGGGACCAGGAGCUGCUGUAUGGUUUUAUAUAGGGACCAGUCCUAUAUAGGGGACCGGAGCAGCCCCCUGGGGCCAGGAGUGCUCUUAUAGGGCCGGGGCAGCUUUAUAGGGCCAGGAGCGCCUUUAUAGGACCAGGAGUGUCCGUAUGGGACCAGGAGCUGCUAUAUGGCCCUAUGUAGGGACCA
Cygnus olor (mute swan) is the source of this 6361-nucleotide messenger RNA. It is a transcript of the gene SIPA1L3, whose product is annotated as signal induced proliferation associated 1 like 3. Gene Ontology annotation, biological process: establishment of epithelial cell polarity; activation of GTPase activity; regulation of small GTPase mediated signal transduction. Gene Ontology annotation, cellular component: Golgi apparatus; plasma membrane; cytoplasm. Gene Ontology annotation, molecular function: protein binding; GTPase activator activity. The transcript has 21 exons. The coding region runs from base 870 to 5993 and encodes 1707 amino acids. NCBI's taxonomy places the organism in Eukaryota, Metazoa, Chordata, Aves, Anseriformes, Anatidae. The record is from RefSeq and is a predicted model, not a curated record.